UUAAAAUUUCGCCAAAAGCUUUUUAUUUGGUUGAUUAGUGUAGCUCGAAAUAGUUGGGAUGUGAGUUUUCCACAACAGUUGCGUUUGUCCGAAGCAAAUCUGAUGUGAGGGUGUUCGUGUCAUAUGGCAGUGUUGAAAGGUUGUACUGUACAUAAUUGUUCUUGCCCUUGUUUCAAGAAAAGGCUUAGCAUCAGAUUGUAAUUUUUAAAAGUACUUGAACUUCAGAAAGUGCUUAUCCAAGAUUUAGAGUGCCAUUUUAUCCGGUGCUUCUAAAGACAUUCUUUGCUUCCCUUAGCACCAAGACCAGCAGAUACUUUGCUUCAGUAACUCUAUGCUUUUGAGUUUUCAGUUCUCUUAUAAAGGGCUUAGCCUUUCAAGGCAAUCCUUCGCACACAUAAGUUACUUUUAAUUUGCUCUGGUUUUCGGUUUCUUUUCACAGAAGACGCGACCUUUACCUGUUUUAGCAGUCACUGAAGCCAGGAAGCUAUGGGAUUUCUGACACCGAUUUGUGAACCAAUAAUGUUCAUAUGGGCUCUGAUUACACGAUGGUUAAAGUAUCAACAAAACUUUGAAGUUAAUAAUAUGAACACUCUAAGAGGAAUGUUGGAAGAUCUAAUUAGCCAAGGUGAAGAUAUAAUCGAAAAAAUAGAGGCCGAGCCUCUCCUUCCAAGUAAACUGCAACGCGAUGAAGUCUAUGAGUGGUUAGAGAAUGUGGAAAGGAUCAAAACUCAAAUACUAACUAUUGAAAAACUCGGCGAACGGAAAUUUCUCUCGAUUGCACAUCUUGCAAAGCUUGUUGAUGAAAAAAUUGGAGAAGUUGAAGAAUUGCUCGAAAAGGGUAGUCUCUUUAGUGAGAUUUCCAGUAAGAAGUUGUUUAAGUAUGUGAUCAUCGGUGGUGGAGUUGCAGCUGGAUACGCAGCAAGGGAGUUUGUCAAGCAAGGGCUUGAACCAGGUGAGUUAGCGAUCAUAUCCAAAGAAGCCGUUGCACCUUAUGAACGUCCGGCACUUAGUAAGGGCUAUCUGCUUCCUGAGGGAGCUGCAAGGCUUCCGGGGUUCCACGCCUGUGUCGGAAGUGGAGGAGAGAAGCUGCUUCCAGAGUGGUAUGCGGAGAAAGGCAUUGAGUUACUUCUGAGCACAGAAAUAGUCGAAGCAGAUCUUCAUUCAAAGAUACUCACUAGUGCAACCGGGGGAAUGUUUGAAUUCGAAACUUUGAUCAUUGCAACUGGUUCCAGAGUAAUAAGGUUGACAGAAUUUGGUGUGCAAGGAGAUGAUGCCAAAAACAUUUUCUACUUGAGGGAAAUCAGCGAUGCCGAUAAACUUGUGGAGGCAAUUAGAACCAAGAAAAACGGAAACGUAGUGAUUGUUGGAGGAGGGUACAUUGGUCUUGAAGUCGGAGCAGCUAUUAGAAUCAACAAGUUCAAUGUCACCAUGGUUUUUCCGAAACCGUGGUGCAUGCCUCGGCUUUUCACUAAAGAGAUAGCCGCUUUCUACGAGGGUUACUACGCCAAUAAAGGAGUUCAAAUGAUCAAGGGCACCACUGCAGUAGGGUUCGAUGCUGACACGAACGGAGAGGUAAAGGCAGUGAAACUCAAGGAUGGCAGGGUGCUGCAAGCUGACAUUGUUGUUGUUGGUGUUGGCGCAAAGCCUCUAAUUGAUUUGUUUGAAGGGCAAGUCGGUGAAGAGAAAGGCGGAAUCCAAACUGAUGGAAUGUUCGAAACAGAUGUCCCUGAUGUAUACGCCGUGGGGGACAUUGCUACUUUCCCUAUAAAAUUGUAUGACGACAUGAGAAGAAUUGAGCAUGUUGACCAUGCCAGAAAAUCAGCUGAGCAUGCUGUGAGAGCUAUCAGGGCAAGCGAGGAAGGGAAAUGCAUUGAAAAGUAUGACUAUGUUCCGUACUUCUACUCCCGUGCCUUUGAUUUGUCGUGGACGUUUUAUGGAGACAAUGUGGGCGAUCUGUUGCUGUUUGGGGACCCCAAUCCGGCAUCAAACCAACCGAAGUUUGGAGCAGCAUGGAUCAAGGACGGGAGGAUUGUGGGAGCGUUUUUGGAGGGAGGGACAGAUGCAGAAAACAAGGCUAUUGCCAAAGUUGCAAGGGCACAACCUUCAGCUGAGUAUCUGGAUACACUGAAAAGGGAGGGCUCUUCCCUUGAUAUUUCCAUGUUAACAAAUCCCCACAUAUAAUUUGGGAAGUGAGUUUAAUAGGUUACUGGAACUGAACUCUAUAUAUUUAUGUUGCACCCUCUAUAAAAUUCAACAGAUUGAUAAUGUGUGUCCUGGAUUUGAUAUUUUUCAAUUCUUCACAGUUCAUUCUCUGUAUAUAUUCCUUGGAUUGGAAAAGAAAAAUUGCCUUCAUAA
This is a messenger RNA of Pyrus x bretschneideri (Chinese white pear), 2355 nucleotides long. Its product is annotated as monodehydroascorbate reductase, seedling isozyme-like. Gene Ontology annotation, molecular function: flavin adenine dinucleotide binding; oxidoreductase activity, acting on NAD(P)H. Gene Ontology annotation, cellular component: cytoplasm. The transcript has 2 exons. The record is from RefSeq and is a predicted model, not a curated record. The coding region runs from base 487 to 2181 and encodes 564 amino acids. NCBI's taxonomy places the organism in Eukaryota, Viridiplantae, Streptophyta, Magnoliopsida, Rosales, Rosaceae.